AUGGUCACAUCCUCCUCCUACAGCUCCUUGCCUUACUCUCCUGCUGUGGCAUUCCUUUCGAACUUUGUGGAUGUAACAGCGCCCCGUAUGGCGCCUGAUGAGGAAGGGGAGCAAGUAGGCGAUUUCAUCAUGGGGAAGAUCAUUGGACACGGUGGAUUUUCUCUGGUGCGUGAGGCAUUUGCAAUUCAUCUGGAUGGAUUGGUUGCUUCAGUCGCUGUCAAGAUUGUCAAGGCUCAGACGGGUGCUACCGACAAUGACCGGAUCCAGCGAAUGUUGGACAAGGAGAUCGCCAUUUGGAGCCGGCUCUCACACCCGAAUGUGUUGCCCUUCGUGGCAGUGGAGAAGCUUCCGUCGGACACCUUCGUUUUCUGCGAACUAUGCACGGGCGGAAAUCUUUUGGACUACUUGACAAAGCAAGAAGCUUCUUCAUACAUGUCAUCACGUGCCAGUGGUGGCACAGUUGGCCUGGACGAGACACAUGCUCGACUGAUUUUUAACCAGAUUGCAGAGGCAGUCCGAUACCUGCAUGAGGAGAAGCGAAUUGUUCACCGUGAUAUCAAGUUGGAGAACAUUUUGCAGCACGAGGAUGGAACGUGGAAGAUUUGUGAUUUUGGCUUGGCAGAUGGCAUGGAUGUAGAAGUAGAGGAGGAGGAUGAUGUAGUUGGUGGCUCACUCGCUUAUUGUUCGCCUGAGCAGCUCAGAUCCCCAAAGCCCUUGCGAUGCCCUUCCACGGAUGUGUGGUCUCUGGGGGUGGUGCUGUAUGCUUUGCUGACAGGCCGAUUACCGUUCCAAGAUGAAUACGAGCCUCGUCUGCAGUUCCAGAUCUUGAAUGGUCGAUAUGAAGAUCCUACAGAGUGUAGUGCUGAGGCCCGUGAUCUGUUGAAGAACAUGUUCAAAGCCAAGGCUGGUGAACGACUGAAGAUUGGUCAGGUCAUUGAUCAUCCUUGGUGCAUCAACGCCACGCUGGAGGGUUCUUCUUCCUCUACAGCAUCAAUGACAACAUCAUUUGGAGGAUUUGGUGGAAGUAAUGGUUUUGGAGGAGGAAGCAAUGGCUUUGGCGAGAGCAACAACAGCAACAAUAAUGGCAACCACAGUGAUCAUGCCAAGAUGAAUAACUUUUUUGCAACAUUCCGGUUCUAA
This is a messenger RNA of Lobosporangium transversale, 1140 nucleotides long. Its product is annotated as kinase-like domain-containing protein. NCBI's taxonomy places the organism in Eukaryota, Fungi, Mortierellomycota, Mortierellomycetes, Mortierellales, Mortierellaceae. The transcript has 2 exons. The record is from RefSeq and is a predicted model, not a curated record. Gene Ontology annotation, molecular function: protein serine/threonine kinase activity; tau-protein kinase activity; ATP binding. Gene Ontology annotation, biological process: intracellular signal transduction; protein phosphorylation; microtubule cytoskeleton organization. The coding region runs from base 1 to 1140 and encodes 379 amino acids. Gene Ontology annotation, cellular component: cytoplasm.